AUGGCCGUCAAAGUCUCACAGAGACUUGAAGAUCUGGACCCCGACAUGGUCUGCGUCGACUGCUUCUCGUCUCCGUACAUUCACGGAACGCGGCUGGCCCGGCGCAAGUACAUUGUCUUCGUACCCUGCUCGCCUGGUCUUACCGCCUCACGCGGCAGCUUCAUACCGCAUCCCAUUGCUGGCAACCGCAAGAGGUCAUGGGGAACAUUUUUCGAAAAUGCCGUUCUUCAAGCGCACGAGUUUCUUCACAGCCGCACCGAUGCCAAGCGACGUGCAAAGCGCCGCUUGCUAUUGGGCGGACUCAAGCUGAAGUCUUUUGGAUACUCUGAGGAUACAUGGAUCCUGCCGCCAUACUGGAAGGACCCUGACUGCGUGGCCGGCGUGCACUUCAACACGCUAGGCCUCGCCGACUGCCCGGAGCAGCCGUCGAAAUUGGCUUUUGUGGGAGCCGGUCUUUGCCCCGACAUGUCGCCCGCCAGUUCCGCCGUCGACGAAGACGUCGCUUGGAUGGAUGAAGCUUUGAACAGUGACGAGUACGUGGUCUACAUGAACAUGGGUUCCAUGUUUAUCUGGCGAGAGAAGGACUUCUGGAAUUGCAUGAGGGUGUUCCAAAACAUCAGCGACCAGCUCUUGGGACGCGUACGCUUCCUCGUCAAGAUCAACUCGCCCAUGGCCGCUGUCAAGGACGCUUCUCUGCACUUCCAGAUCCCACGAGAAAACCUGCCCCCCUGCGUCCGCCUCACCCACUGGGUCCAGAACCAGGCGGCCAUCUACUCGCACCCGGCGCUGCGCGUCUUCAUCCACCACGGCGGCGGCAACUCGUUCAACGAGGCGGUGCACUUUGGGCUGCCACAGCUCGUGCUGUCGCAGUGGUUCGACACGCACGAGUACGGCUUCUGCGCGGAGAAGUUUGGGCUCGGGUUCCGCAGCCGGCGGCCGCCGCGUAUCGAGCCCGCCGACGUGGAGGCGAAGCUGCUGCGGAUGCUGGGCCGGCAGUGGCCGGUCUACAAGGCCAACUGCAUGGCGUGGGCAGUUCGCAGUCAGAUCGGGGGUGGUGCGGCCGCGGCGGCCAGGCUGGUGAUUGCUCAUGCGGAACAGAGUGGCAAGAGCGAGACGAGUCAGUCCUCACGAUCGUCUUCGAUGUGCUACUUGAAAGAGGAGCGCUUUGCUGAGAAGGUUUAG
Cordyceps fumosorosea ARSEF 2679 is the source of this 1182-nucleotide messenger RNA. Its product is annotated as UDP-glucuronosyl/UDP-glucosyltransferase. Lineage: Eukaryota; Fungi; Ascomycota; Sordariomycetes; Hypocreales; Cordycipitaceae. The coding region runs from base 1 to 1182 and encodes 393 amino acids. The record is from RefSeq and is a predicted model, not a curated record. The transcript is spliced from 3 exons.